AUGGAGAAGGAACCUUGUAGAUGUGGUGGUGACGAAGAUGGAAGCACUGUUCGUGGGAAUCCUGGCGGCGCUGCUAGUGGUACUCUUGCUGCUCCUGGUGGAGCCCGUAGUGAUGGUGAUACAAUCCGUUGUAGUGGUCCUGCAAGUACUGGUGGUGCAAGUCGUGAGUAGUGAUGGUAGUUGUGGAGGUGGUGGUGACAGUCGUGGUACUGGUGGUGCAAAUCGUAAUGGUAGUGCAAGUCGUAUUGCUGAUGAUGCAGUCGUGGUGGUGAUGAUGCAAGUCGUGGUGGUGAUGAUUCACGUCGUGUUGCUGGUGGUGCAAGCCGUGGUGGAGAUGCUGGACGCCGUGCUGGCGUACUGGUCGUGGUGGAGGUGAUGGACGUCGUGCUGCUGCUGGCGAUGCACGGCGCGUUAGUGGUAAUGACAGAGGGGCUGGUGACGAUGAAAUGCAGACUGAUGGUGCCGCAAGUCCUGCUAGUCGUGACGAACGGCGUAUUGAUUGUGUGGAACGGAAAACAGAAACUGGACAGGCUAUGUCAUGGGUGGAUAUCGUUGGUGAGGUUGGGGGAACGCGUCAAAUCGCAAGAGCCAAACAGACCGGCUAAUCGUGUGCCUUUGCCGAAUGUACAAUUUGGAGUACGUGUAGCUCGGCCAAAUACUGUUGUGUUACACACUCAGGCAUUUAAAGACAUCUCGGUUCGUGAAAUCAUGGAUAGUGUCUUGAAGUGUGUGAAACAGAACGCGAUUAAAACUCUACAGCAAUUUGCAGGUCCUCGUUAUUGUGUCACUUUUCGUUCAGCGGACUUUAAAUAG
Paramuricea clavata is the source of this 813-nucleotide messenger RNA. Lineage: Eukaryota; Metazoa; Cnidaria; Anthozoa; Malacalcyonacea; Plexauridae. The record is from the annotation of a GenBank genome assembly.